Molecule: messenger RNA, 1242 nt
Organism: Tetranychus urticae (two-spotted spider mite)
Lineage: Eukaryota; Metazoa; Arthropoda; Arachnida; Trombidiformes; Tetranychidae
Source: RefSeq, a predicted model, not a curated record
UAAAUUGUCAAAGGUUUGAUCGUUUGAUUGCAAUUGCUCCAAUUGUUACCUUUACUCAGUUUGAUUCUGUUUACCACUAAUCUAGAGUAGGAAGUUACUCAUACUAGACUUUAUCAAGAAUUGUCUGUUUAUUGUUUAACAUCAACCUUCUUCGCUUUUCAUUCCUACUUCCAUCUUCGUCUAUAUCUUCACAAUUUUCAUCAUUUCUCACAUUGAUUAACUCACUUUUGCCUCCUCACUCAACAACCGUUGGCUAAACUGAAUAAAAGUUCAAGUUGAACCAUCCAAUUUCAACUAAUUUACAGAAUGCUGUUUAACCAACCAACAACAACACCAUUAUCAUUAACUAACAAUCAUCUCCACAUCUAAUCCUCUAUUUGUGUUCAUCUAUUCAGUAUUAGUGUUAUAACAAUCUAAAUUGAUUAAUUGGCUUCAAUACUUGACAAACUUUGAGCUUUUUCGUUGGUUUUACAGCUUCUGUUGUCCGACAGUUUCAUUUGUUUACACAUUUUACAACAUAACGUUCUUCACUUUUCACCAUGUCUAUUGUUCAUUUUGUUUUCUUUUCAUUCCUUUUUAUUGGCAUUUCAUUUGUAAAUGUAACCUACAGCUGGUCAAUUGAUGAUGUUAAUCCAGUAGUGAGUACUCGUUAUGGUCACAUCCGAGGUCGAAGAGACACUCCAGUGGGAAAUUAUCCAAGUGAUUUGAGAAUCACUUCCUUCAUUGGUAUACCUUAUGCGUCUCCACCAGUGGGUAGCGGUCGGUUUUCUAACCCAAAAGAACCAGUAAAAUGGUCUGGUUUCCUGGACGCUACCAAUCGUCGAGUUAUGUGUCCACAGGUUGAACAGAGAUUCCGACUUGAGUCAGACCCUCAAAUUGGUGAAUCUGAAGAUUGUCUUUAUCUCAAUGUUCAAGUUCUUAGUCGAGGUCCAGUUACAGCGAAUGCUCCUGUUGUAGUUUAUUUACAUGGUGGAGAGUUCAAGUAUGGAGGCAAAGAUUUCUAUUAUCUGGAUGUUUUACCUCAAAACCUUAACUCUCUUGUGUUUGUAACUAUCAACUAUCGAUUAGGACCUUUGGGUUUCCUUUCUACUGACACUAAUGAAGUUCACGGUAAUUAUGGGUUACGAGAUAUAAUUAUGGCUCUACAAUGGGUGCAAUCCGAAAUAUCUCAAUUCCAUGGAGACACGAAUUCAGUUGUUCUUAUGGGCCAUGAUGCUGGUGCGAUUGCCGCUAACAUGCUUA